CUCCAUUCACUCGGCUUUGCAUUCAAUUGGAUUUGAUUUACAUUUGAUUUACAUUUGCAUUACAUUUGCAUUCACUUGACAUUGACUUCAGCUUUCAUUGCCUUCACUGUCGACCACACUAUGGACUCGACGGACAACGGAUUACAGGAAUGGCUGCUGAAGGAGGACAACGAGUCGAUCACCGAUGACGUGGAGGACAUGCCACAGAUGUUUGGUGGCGAAGUGGGCGCAGACGUAUCGGCGGACACUCGGGCGACGGUCGAGAAGAUGACAGCCGUGUGGCUACAGAUGGGACUCAACACCACAGAAAUGGUGGACCGGAUGAAAGAGAUGCGCGAAAUCCACGCGACGGCCAAUCGGAACGCCCUGAAGACGGAGUCGUCGACACUCCAGAGACUCAUUGAAUACAAUGAGAGGAAACUUCAGGAAAUCAAUAUCAUUCUCGCGGAUCUGACACUCCCGUCGUUUACGGCGCCCACCUUUGUGUCACUGAAACAAACCGGAAGAAUACUGGUCUACAAACACAACGAAUUGGAGGCUCUGAAGAGGGAACGACUGAACCAAUUGACGCAAUUGAAGUCCAAGAGAGACCGACUGCUGAAGAUGAUGGCCGCGAAGGCCAAGGAGUUCAAUACCGCCACUAAUAUUCCCAGCGAUGAAGAGCUCAUGCAUUUGCAGAGCUAUGUCUCGGAUCUGACGAAAGAGCGCUCAAAACGAUUCAAUAAAUACCAGUCUUUGAAGAAAAUCAUUGAAGAGCUGUUCGCAGAACUCGAACGCGAAGUGAAGUCAGACUUCGAGAAACACCUCUUAUUCGACGAAUUGGAAGACUUUGUUCUCUCCGACGAUCACAUGAAGAGAUUGGUGGCACUCCACGCAGAGCUCGAGUCAUGUUAUCAACAAAACAACGAUAAGAGGAAACAGAUGGAGAAGCGAUUGGAAUCGCUAUGGAAUAAACUGGAGGUCACGCAGAGCUAUAGAGAUGCCUUCUAUCGCAACAAAAACGGAUGCAAACCAUCAGUUUUGGCGCUUCUCGAGGAAGAGGUGACUAAAUACGAAGAACUGAAGCGACAAAAUCUGGAACUCUUUGUACGGAAAGUGCGCAAAGAACUCGAGGAAUGGUAUGAUAAGUGCUACACAUCUGAUGAUCUAAGAGACAAAUUCCAGGCGUUUUUGGAUUCGACUGAAUUUACAGAAGAACUGCUCGAAUGUCACGAAAACGAAUUGCAAAGAAUUCAGACACACUUCCAGGAGUGCGAAGAGAUGUUCGAUAAGCUGGAGGAAUGGCAUAACCAUUGGGACAGAUAUAAAGAGCUCGAGAACAAAGCCAAUGAUCCCAAUCGGUUCAACAACAGAGGCGGCGCUCUUUUGGCUGAAGAGCGCGAGAAAAACGCGAUUAAAAAAAAGUUACCAAAAAUUGAAAACAUUUUGAAGAAAUUCAGUGAAGAACGACACCAACAGAAGUCUGAAUACUUCCAAGUGUUUGGUAUUCCUGUGAAGCAGUACUUAGAGAACCAAAAGAUGGAAUACCAGGACCUGAAGGAGAACGAGAAGAAGGAGAGACAACGUCUCAAACAGAUGGAGAAGAAUGGACUCACGAAAGGUCUCAAAUCGACGCCUGUCUGUGGGAUUGUUGUCCGCAAGACUCCCGUUAAGAGAGCCUUCACUCCGCUCUCGGAAGGACCUAACGGUGACUCCAGUAGCAAAGUGCGCCGAAUGGGCGCCCCUUUGACGCCAUCGCGUAUUAAUAAUGACAUAAACAGUCACAACAAGAGACCAGUUGUCGGCCAAAAACCCGUUCCCAGAGCCCGCGCCCGCAAUCUCGAGACACAGAUGAACCACAUGUUGGAAAACAAUAUCGAGACCUCUGUCCUCAGCAUCAAUGAAGACCAGUUUCAGGCGCCGCUCACAGAGAGGGAUAACGCGAACUCCACUUUCAUUAGUUGUUCGCAGAGACCACUAACGCCUGACCGCAGGAAUAUCACCAAAAGGCGUGAAUUCAAAGACAUGCCAAUGACUCGCCGGAUGUCUCGCAGUUGCAACGACUUGUCCGAAGCCAUCACCAAAAAGAUGCAAAUAAGUAAUACCAGACAUUUGGCGACUGCCAGAAGCACACCCUCAUCACCACAACCUAAGAGCUCGUAUGGCAUAACUCCGAGUCGAUUACCGCGUAUAGGAGUUGUACAGCGAAAGCGACCCUUUUUGACACUGACAUUCACUGCAAUCCACACCACUAUGACGUCCACUCCAAGAAGUGCUGCCGAGGAGUCCCUCAACGAGUCGUGGGUGGAAGUGGUUGGCAGUCAGUCGACGGCAACUCCGGUUCAUCUGUUGUCUCGAAGUGGAAUCCACAGCGGAUUCCAUAGUCUGGAGAGACUUCUAUGGGAGGCUCAGAAAGAGAGCAAUCAGUCAUCGGUGGGCGGAAGCGCUCGCAAUUCGCAUAGCAUUAGCCCGAAGAGCGCUCAAAGCCCUGUCUUUCCCAUCGAGUCGUUAUCACCGAACGAAUCCAUAUUCUGCAAAGAGGAAUUGCUUGAGAGGAGCCGACAGUUGAGCACCGAUUGGAUAUGGGAUUGGAGUACAAGAGAUCAGUUGCCAAAGGAGUGGAGUGUGAAUGAGAUGCAGCCGUUGAGGAAGACUCGGCUGAGUUUGCGUCAGUGGGCCAUAAGACGCGGCAUAUUCUCCAAAGAGGUUCUCUCUCUACUACUGCUCACCAAUAUAUUGUCUCUCAUUCUCGGCGCAGGCAUUGGUUACACGAUUCUCGGAUUGUUAGCUCUUCUGAGAAAAUUGAAGUCAACUCCGAAUAGAGAACUAAGAAUUCUUCUUCUGGGUCUCGAUAAUGCAGGAAAGACAACGAUUCUCAAGAAGAUGGCCUCUGAAGACGUGACACAUAUAACUCCGACUCAGGGCUUUAAUAUAAAGAGCGUUCAAUCGGUUGGCUUUAAGCUGAAUGUUUGGGAUAUCGGGGGUAAGGGUCAGAGAAAGAUAAGGCCGUAUUGGCGUAAUUACUUCGACAACACUGACGUUCUGAUUUAUGUCAUCGACAGCGCAGACAAAAAGAGAUUCGAAGAAACAUCAGUGGAAUUAAAUGAAUUGUUGAGUGAAGAGAAACUUAUAGGCGUUCCUAUACUGGUCUACGCCAACAAACAGGAUCUGUUCAAUGCCUCCCCGGCCAGUGAACUGGCGGAGGGCUUGCAUUUGAUGGCCAUAAGAGACAGGACGUGGCAAAUACAGCCCUGUUCUGCCAUUUCGGCCGAAGGACUCAAGGAGGGCUUGGAGUGGGCGUGUAAGAACAUCAAGACUAUCACUAAAUAAAGGUCUCAAUUGUGAACAAUUGAUAACAUCUUUCAAACACAUCUUUAAUUACUAUUUAAUUAUUAAUUAACAAUAAAUUACUAAAUAAAAUGAC
Messenger RNA from Oppiella nova, 3403 nucleotides. The record is from the annotation of a GenBank genome assembly. Lineage: Eukaryota; Metazoa; Arthropoda; Arachnida; Sarcoptiformes; Oppiidae.